This is a messenger RNA of Rhagoletis pomonella (apple maggot), 736 nucleotides long. RefSeq names its product methylated-DNA--protein-cysteine methyltransferase. Gene Ontology annotation, molecular function: methylated-DNA-[protein]-cysteine S-methyltransferase activity. Gene Ontology annotation, biological process: DNA repair. Bases 97 to 669 code for a protein of 190 amino acids. The record is from RefSeq and is a predicted model, not a curated record. NCBI's taxonomy places the organism in Eukaryota, Metazoa, Arthropoda, Insecta, Diptera, Tephritidae. The transcript has a single exon.
UUUAUAAAUAUACCUACAAUAAUACGACACUGUUGUGAAUCCCUCACAUGAUUCACCGGCCCUUUUGUUUAUUGUCUUUAUUUAUCAACAAUCAACAUGCUAAAUUCUAAGCGGGUAUUGCUCAAAUCGAUUGGUAACAAAAAACCAAUUCGCAUUUCUUAUGGGCUUGCAACAACGCCUUUUGGUGAUAUAGUUUUGGGGUUUCUAAAGGACUCGGGCGGCGAUGCAAUUUGCUACCUACACUUUGCGGAAAGUUCAUCUGGACAUAAAGGCAAAGAAAAUAAAAUUAGUAAUUAUGGAAUAGCACUUCAGGAACGUUGGCCAAAAGCAUUACUUUCAGAAGACAUAACUCACGCGCAAAACCUAGCCGAUAAAAUAUUCAAUGAUGAAGAAACUAUCCUAAAUGUGGUGAUGGAUGGCACCCCCUUUCAAGAGAGGGUAUGGGAAGAACUACUGAAAAUACCUUCCGGUCAAACAUGUACAUACGGAGACAUCGCUGAGCGCAUCGGAAAACCAAAAGCUGUGCGCGCGGUGGGUACUGCUGUAGGCAGUAAUGAAGUAUCUAUAGUUAUACCUUGUCAUCGCGUAGUGUCGAAGAAUGGUGAUAUUAAGUAUGGAGGUGGCAGAGAACGAAAAAUUCGUUUGAUAAAAUACGAAAGUGGAAAGUAGUUUUCUAUUCCAUUAAAAACAAAUCAGUAUUUUUCGUUUAAUAAAAUUCUUUGAAAAUGUUGUUGAA